Messenger RNA from Bactrocera dorsalis (oriental fruit fly), 8223 nucleotides. RefSeq names its product afadin (gene cno). Gene Ontology annotation, biological process: signal transduction; regulation of protein localization. Gene Ontology annotation, molecular function: cell adhesion molecule binding. The record is from RefSeq and is a predicted model, not a curated record. Bases 726 to 7019 code for a protein of 2097 amino acids. Lineage: Eukaryota; Metazoa; Arthropoda; Insecta; Diptera; Tephritidae. Gene Ontology annotation, cellular component: adherens junction. The transcript has 21 exons.
UUGGAAUUCAGUUGUGAAUUUUCCUUCGAGUCGUUGUGUUGUAAAUUUUAGUUUCGGUUGUAUUGUGCGGAAUUCGAAAGAAUUGCAGUAAAUAUAAUUACAUAUUUAACCUGUUGUGAAGUGUGCCCGUGAUAAAAUUGCAUUUCAUUGCAAAUAGCUUUUACAUUAGUAAAUUGUGAGCAAUACACAUUUGUGUGGUAAUCGAAAUAAAAGUUAAUUGAAUGGCGACGACGCGGCGCCGAUUUUCUGAAGGUAAAAAUCCGUUGCUGCGCUGCAAAAUUGUCGAAGUUGCGCCGACGCCGACGACCACUUUGCAAGUGUGAAAGAGAUGCAGAGACAUAUAAGAGUUUGUCCGUUGUUUAACGCGUUAAAGUCUGGAAUUCCAAAAGAAACGAAAAUCUGCAAGAAAAAAUAAAAUAAACAACGUAAAGGAAAUAGCAGAAGUUAAUAUAAAAUUUUCAAAACAAAAGCAUUAUAAUUGAAAUACGCAUUGAAUUUCGAAAAAUUGUGUUUAUUAGUGCAAACUAAAGAAUAAAAAGAGAAAAACGAGCCUUAAUUGGAUAUGUGUAAUAAAAUUGCCUGUGAAAAGUAAAAGAUAAACUGUCUGUCCUGAAGUUGCCUGGAUGCUGGUAUUUUAGAAAAUCGUAACACCCAAGUGUUUCUCGUAAAGGUGUCCAGAUGCACGGAGCCUAUCGGUGCGCAAGAUUUUAGAAGCUAAGUAAAGAAUGACACACGAUAGAAAAAUGCUUGACCGAGAAGCCGUACGCUCUGUCAUCCAGCAAUGGAAUGCGAAUCGUUUGGAUUUGUUCGCUUUAUCCGAACCUGACGAAAAUCUUUUAUUUCAUGGCGUUAUGCGUUUUUAUUUCCAAGAUGCUGGACAAAAAGUGGCAACUAAGUGCAUUCGUGUUGCCUCUGACGCAACAGUCUCAGAUGUUAUUGAUACCCUUAUCGAGAAAUUCCGUCCCGAUAUGCGUAUGCUCUCAGUGCCAAAUUACGCUCUCUAUGAGGUGCAUGCAAAUGGCGAAGAGCGGCGUUUGAACCCUGACGAAAAGCCAUUGCUUGUACAAUUAAAUUGGCAUAUUGAUGAUCGUGAGGGUCGGUUCUUGUUAAAGAACAUCGACCAAAAAACUACGCCAAUCGAACAGUCAGAUAUGAACUUUAAGCGGAAACUGUCUAAACGCGAAAAGAAGGAACAAAAAAAGAAAGAAAAAUUGGCAAAGUUGAACUCUGAAUCGACAGCUGGCGGCUUCAACGGUGGCAUGGCCAACGGCGGAAUAGAGGGUGAAACUCAGGUGGCUGGCAAACUUUAUACUGAACUACCGGAGACAUCUUUUACGCGCUCAAUUUCAAAUCCUGAAGCUGUUAUGCGUCGACGACGACAACAAAAGCUUGAAAAGAAGUUGCAACAGUUCCGUUCGCGCGACGGCGGACCUGACACCGGCGGCACAUUGAAGAUUUAUGGCGAGAGUCUUUGCCAAGAUGUCCCGUACAAAACAUUGCUGCUAUCAAUACGCGACUGUGCGCAAGCAGUCGUCAGGGAAAUGCUAUCGAAAUAUGGUUUGGACAAAGCUGAUCCCUUACACUAUUGUUUGGUGCAGGUGAACAGUGAUGGCACAGAGUAUAUACUGGACGAUGAUGAGUGCCCACUAUCGAUACUGAUGAAUCACCCAACAUCGCGAGGUUCUAUUAUGUUCCACGUGAGGCGGCGUCCGGCGGACUCUCAACCACGUCGACGCAAGAAAAAACCGCUAGGUGCUUCAAAUGGCGCCAACAGCAUAGCCAGCGAUCGAGAGGGUGCAGUCUUGGUGGAAGUCACACAUAGCGGAGAUGGAGGACGUCGCAUUAAAUUGGGGAGUGACCCAAUCGAGGUUGGUUCUGCAAACACGAACUCGUUGCAGUUGUUUGGUCCAUCGAUACAAGCCCGCCAUUGUCUGAUUUCACUACUGGAGGGUGUUUGCACAGUGACGCCAUUGCACACUGAUGCAUUAACCUUUGUCAAUGGCCACCACAUAACACAACCAACAAUUUUGCAUAACGGCUCUGUCGUGAUGUUUGGACGUGUGGCCUCAUACAGAUUUUUGGACUCACCAACCGACGGACGCUACAACCUCGCUUUGUCGCAAUCACAGCUGGACUCAGCCUGUCUUUACGAAAGUCGUUCACCAACUUCGCCCGGCUCCUGGAACGAUGAUGACGGCGCAUUAAACUCAGCAAACAAGAACGAAAGUGGUGGCACCAGCAACAAUAGCGGAAAUGGCAGCGGAGGUGGAGGUAUGAGCGUCACAGAACAAUCGUUAGGUAUGCGGGAUCAAGAAGAAAACAAAAUGCGCUCAGCUGAUCCUCUCAGUCACACUAGCAGCGCGGCCUUCGACGGCCAAAGUAUUGAGGGUAAUUUGGAAAAUGAAACCAAAUCCAUUUCAAGCUUAAAGUCGGGCGGCUCCAAUAGCCAAGAAAGAUCCCCGAAAAUGACCGGUAGUUCGGAGAAUCAAGGCCAGGAGGCAAUUCUACCCGCCGUCUUAGAAUUUCCUGAAACUCAUCAGGAAUUAUUCCUUAGACACAUCAUAGGCGAAUUGGAUGUGAAUGCGCCGCAUUUCAAGCUGGCGCCAGUGUACUCUCUGUAUUUAUGUGCCAGAUAUCGUGCAUCGACCCACUAUCGUCCCGAACUACAGCCCACAGAACGAGCCCACAAAUUGACAAUAUUUCUGCAUCAUGUGGCCAAUUUGAUUUACACCGUUGUACAGGAACAAUAUUCGGAUCCACGCAUUCUGGCUUUUUGGAUGGCCAAUAGCUCGGAGUUCUUACACUUCCUGAAAUCGGAUCGUCAUAUUAGUGCGUUUAGCGUUCAAGCUCAAGAAGUACUAGCCGAGAGCGUGCAAACUGCGUUUCGAAAUUUGGUGAAUUGUUUCCGUUUGGAAUUGUCGCAGACCUUGAAUCAGUUUCUCUCGGAAACCAUCGAUCACGACUCGGCUGCGGGACUAGUACUCACUGUACUGGGAUCCGCAAUGGCUUUGCUGCGCCGUUGCCGCGUUAAUGCUGCACUAACAAUUCAACUUUUUAGCCAGCUUUUCCAUUACAUCAACGUGAUUUGCUUUAAUACGAUUGUGGCCAAUUCUCACAUGUGCACAGCGGAAUGGGGGAAGGUUAUGUCAGAACGCCUCCAACUUUUGGAGUUAUGGGCUGAACGUCAAGGACUGGAACUGGCGGCUGACUGUCACCUGGCAAAGAUCAACCAGUGUGCACAGUUUCUCCAAGCACCCAAAUCGUCCGUGGAAGAGAUACAACAAUUGGCUUGUUCCUGCUUCCGUUUGAACUCUUUGCAAAUGUCUGCAUUGCUGCAGCAAGAAAAGAUACCAAGAAAUUUAGUAGAUACUGCAAUAAGAAUGGCCGAGUCGGUGGCGGACGAGCUUACGCGUUCGGACGGUCGAGAGGUGCGCUUGGAAGAAUCGCCAGAAUUGCAUUUAGCUUUGCUGUUACCCGAUGAUGGCUUUAGUUGUGAUGUUGUACGUGGCAUUCCGUCCGGUUUGGUGGAUUUUUUGAAUCCACUACAACAACAAGGCAUGUGUCGACUGGCUGCGCAGCCAACUUCAAUUGGUUUGUGGACUGUCUACAUGCACCAAUUCAAUGCCCGUUCUUCAAGCGCCAUGUCCAAUAAAUUGCCGCAACCUGAGGUACAGGUAAUAAAGCUGCACAAGAACGCCAACGGCAUGGGCUUGUCAAUAGUAGCAGCGAAAGGCGCAGGCCAGGAGCGUUUAGGCAUAUAUAUCAAGAGUGUUGUGCCUGGCGGCGCGGCUGAUGCCGACGGUCGUUUGCAAGCAGGAGAUCAGCUCUUACGCGUUGACGGCCAGAGCUUGAUUGGCAUAACUCAAGAAAAAGCGGCUGAUUACCUGGUUCGCACUGGUCCUAUAGUCACUUUGGAGGUGGCUAAACAAGGCGCCAUUUAUCACGGUUUAGCCACUUUACUACAACAACCAAGCCCGGUCAUAGCGCGCGGUAACCGCCGCAUGUCUGAACGUGACCUUUCAAGAAUGGGCGUAGCCGAUUCCAAAAAUGUUGGCCCUCUCAUACCCAAUAAUCAUUUAUCAAAUAGUAAAUCAGUACCAGCACUACACCAUCACACCGGAAGUGGUACUAUUUCCAUGAAUGCUUCGAAAUCACGCAGCACCCACAGCCUCAUCACCAAUCCCAACAGCAACUUCACUGGCGGCGUCAACAGCCUAAACAACAACGAGCAGGGCUUCUAUCAGAACUUAAGCGUUUACCGUGCACAAAAUCAAAGUCAACCGAUUUUAGCCGAAAGACCGUCAAUGUCGCUUCAUUCCGCAAUGAGCACCCACAAUGGAAACUCCUCCAACAACGGACCAAAUCCAAUACUGUCACCAGCAAAUGGAACCACGUCAAUGCACCACCCAGCAUUUACAUCGCAACAACAACAGCAACUGCAACACUCAUCAAUAACUUCCCCAACAGGGUCUAACAACAUGCCACCGACCCGCCCAGCGUCCGCAUAUUAUCACAAUGCCAACACAGUGCCAUCGACAAACAACAAUCAACUGCAACAGAGCUUGGCAGCACAACAACAACAGCAAUUUAUGCACCACCCACACAAUAUGAGUGCAAGCAGCAGCAAUUUGAACAGUGGCAACAUGACAGCAGCCACCCUUCAGCAGUACCAGCAGCAGCAGCAACAACAACAACAUCAUUUGUCACAAAUGCCGCCACAUUCCUCAUUGACGAUGGGAAACCGAUCGAGAAGCACACAAAAUUUCAAUCGCGAUAUGCAAAAUCAGCAUAGCCUGCGUAUGCAACAAAUGAUGGCGCCGUCAAUGCCGAACAUCAGUGGUUUAUACCAACAACAACACAUGUCAGCCAGUCAGAGCAUGCAGAAUGUAAAUAUGAGCGGAGUGGACACAGGUAUUGCGUAUCAAAAUGGCGGCGGAGCUGAUACUUUUAUGCCACAGCCGCAUCAACAACAACAACAGCAGCAGCAGCACUCACCAGCUGGUCAAACACUUCGUCGCAAUCCACGUCACGAGUUAAUGUCGCAGGCUGGCGGUGAAGGUGCGCAACAUUCGCCCAACCCAAUGCAACAGCAAAACUUUGUAUCGUUGCCGCCGAAACCGGGUAGCAUGCAACAAGUGUCCCCGAUGAAGCAACAGCAGCAGGCCCAACAACUGCCUCCCACAGCACCGAAACCACACCCAAAUCGCUUGCAACAACAGCAGUAUAUGCAGCACCAACUACAACAACAACAAGGUCAUCAGCAGCACCAUCCGACGUACCAGCAGAGCCUUGAGGAUAAACCUCCACUGCCGCCAACAGCGACACAUCCACUUUUCAAACCCACGCAGCAGAUAACACCGGGCAUGAAUUAUGUUGCCAGCUCCAUAGAUCCACCCAAAGGUGGUUAUGUGCCAGUGUCAUCCACAGUAGCGGCACAAAACCAGAAAAACUUCAUGGGUACCAAUCCGUGGGAACGUGAGGAGCGUGAAAAGGAGGUUGAAAUUCGACGGGAGCAUAUACGUCAAUGGCGAGAGCAACAAAUAGCCGAACUCUCGUCCUUACCACAAAGAACACCGCAACAAGAAGAACAGUUAAAGACUUUAAUUCUGGAACGUGAUUUUGAAAGGCGCGCGCAGGAGGUAGAAGAACAUGAGGAUGAGAGUGAAACUUCGUAUGAAAAAGAAAAUUUGCAAGAAGCUUACCGCCUACAAACAAGCUCUUUACAAAAUCCGCUGGUGAUUUUCAGACAAACAGAAAUUAAAAAUUCAACCCUCUCCGACAAUGUAGUAGGUGGUUCUAAUAGCGCCUCCGGAUCUUUAGACGCAUCGCCGUUAUCAUCAGCGCGCAAUUCAGCAGCUGGUGGAUCAGAUGUGGCACCGGUUCAACAACAACAACAGCCACCACCUUUGCCGAACAAUCCACCCCCACCGGUUGGAGGCAAUGCGACAACCGUGGUGCAACCUAAAAGUAUUUUGAAGAACAACCGUUAUGAUAGCGGCAACGGUACGGCACCAUCAUCGCCAUCCAAAUCGCAAAAAUCCACGAGUUUCGCAGACGAUAGACAUUUACAAACUGAGCACCCCAUUUCAAGUUUGGCCAAGGAUAUUUCGCAAUUGUCAGUAAAUAGCCUAGGUUCUACUGGCGGCCUCGCAUCCACCUCGGGCGCUGGCACCUCUCCACCACACAAUGCCAGUGUAGACAAUUCAGCAGUUCCACCGCCUCCACCACCAGAACGGAACAGCUCGUAUCUCAUAAUGUCACAACAAAAAUUACGCAACUCUUCCAUCGGACUACUAAAGACCGCCACAAGCAAUUCCGCUGAUUUGCUCAAUCAGAAUCAGAACUUGGUGAAGAAGGCUAAUAUGAUGAAUAACAAUGCUAUAAUCAAUAAUAAUAAUAACAACAACAACAGCUUGAAUUCGCCCACAUCAGCAGUGGCUGCGAACAGCACGGCGGUGACCAGCAACAAUAUGACUCAAAUUUCCACACCGGAACUGUCGCCAUCAGGCUACCUGAGCAGCAGCACCAGUAGCAACAUGUUGUUGCGGGAUAAUAAGCGUGUCUCAUUCCAUGACGAGGAGAACAACUACACGGGCGGUUCGCAGUUGUAUGGAGCAAGCGGCACAGGGUCGUCUUCCGACAUGUACGCAACAAAUGUCGACAACCAAAUGCCUCUAGACCUGGAUGCCAUACUAGAGGAUAGGAACCAUCGCGCGCGUAUGUUCGACAACACGGUCUUAGAAGCAAUGCCAACUUCACCGGAUUCUAUUCUCUGGAAUACAACAGUGCAAUCCACUCCAGGUGUUAUUGGGGCACAAGAAGUAUACAGGGAUCCCCGCCAACGACGACUUGCCGAAAAACAGCAGCAACAGCAGCAACGCAGUACCGAAGCUGUCCCAGAGAAAUUGUCGUUCAAAGAGAAAAUGAAAAUGUUUGCCUUAGAAUCGGGAGAGGACAACACGCCUAAAGACAAACUGAAAAUCUCACGAGCACAACGAGACAUCGACGCUGUACACUGACUUACAAGCCCCUAACACCACUCAUACACCAACAAAUGUACACAACACUAGAAUAUGCUUAAGUAAAAGAAAACCAAUAAUAACAAUAAAAAAACGAAUUUGCUAAGCAAGGCAAUAAUUUAUAAUAUUAUGUAAUAAAUAAACGCAGAGUAAAUAUUUAACCGAAGAAGCAGACGAAUGUGAAAUUGAAUUCCUUUUGAAUGAAGAAAGAAACAAUAUGUUUAUUUAGUUUUAGUUCUUUAACCUUGUACACAACAAACAUUUAGUAGUGCAUUCGUAUAUAAUAAAAAAUCAUAAUUAUUAUUGUGCAUUAAGUGAAAUGUAAAGUAUUUUAAUUGAGUAGUCGAUACUAAGAAAAAGUUAAUUCAAUAAUUUUUCGUAUGCGUAGUUAUUAGCUUAAGAUCGAUAAAGUAUGAAAUGCAAAUGAAUUUGACACUCGAAAUAUUUACCUACAAACUUUUAUUGAAAAUAGGCAAUAUCCCUUACCACGAACAUAUGUAUGUUUAUUCGUUUCGAAACUGAAGCAGUGAACUCAAGCGACAACAAACGUACUUUUUUAUAACUAAAUUUAUUAAAAAUAAUUAUUGUCAUAUUAUACACCGUACGACAGCUUGCGUAAAUGUCAGUAAUAAUGCAAAUAUAACUCAACAUAUAUUUUAUAUCCGUUAUUGAAAGUGUAUAUUUUCGCAAGCUGAAAACCCAGAAAUGCAUUAACAAAUACAAAAAAGGAACUCGAAACGGGUUUCUUUUCGAUGAACUAUGGCUUUAAUGAAGAAAUCAUGAAAGAGGGAACUUAUUAUGAAAUUUAUUGAUUGUAAAAAAAACUUCUAACAACAAAAGUAAUAUAUUUAUAUAUACAUAUUUUAGUGAUGUGUGUAAAAAUCGCAAUGCUAAAUUGUUAUAUUCGAAUAAGUCACUAAAAACACAUAUGAAUUUACAAUAUAUAGAUAAAAUUAAUUAACGUGCAUUCCAAACUCGUUCUCUGUACUAAGAAGCUUGUAUAAGGAAUUUUGAAGUCAACUGCAAUGCAACUCUAAUUGAAGAUUUCGUUUAUUGAAAUUAAAAUGUCCAAACCAUUUAUGUAUACAUUUUGUAAUAAGUAUUCCGGUAGUUACACGUAAGCUUGAAAAGUUCAAACAUGAACACUAUGUUAAUAACAUUAAAAUAAAUCAAAAUAUAUAAUAUUUCACAAGAAAACUUAUAA